AUGAGCAACCCUUGCGAAUGCUGUGAGAGGAAGAUAAGGUUCAUCAGAAAAAUAAAUGGAAACUUUAUGCAUAGUUUGGUCUUACCAGACUGGUUUGUUAGUCAACUUGGGGGCAAAAUCUGGAGAACCAUCAAACUGCAAGCCCCUGAUGGUAUCAUAUAUGAUGUUGGAGUUAGUGAGAAUAUGAAUAGAAUUAUCCUCAAGUUUGGGUGGGCAGCAUUUCUUGAUGCAAAUGAAAUCGAAGAAAACUAUUCCUUGAUGUUACGGUACCUCGGUAAUGCCCUCUUUGAGGUUACGAUAUUUGAUUCCAAUGGGAAGGAGAAAGCCUUGUGCAGUCGCUAUGCUGAUAAUUCGAGCAGUUCUCAAGAUGGCGUUACUCAGUCGUCAGCAGGGGAAGGUUCAGAUUCAGGUGGAAGCCAGAAGGAAAGCUUGUACUGCUACAAAAAAUCAGCAAAGAUGCCUGCAGUAUCUUAUUCUUCUGAGGAAUUCUCAGAAGACAAUUCUGUGGAGUCGGAUGAUCAACAGAUGCUUUCAAAAUAUUGUGUCUUCUCAGGGCGGUGCUAUCUUACAGAAGCACAGAAGGCGAAAGUUCUUGCACUUGUAAAGAAAAUUCGACCCGAAAUCCCAGUGCUUGUUGUACAGAUGAAGAAGAGCAACGUCGAGCAGAGUGGUACUCUGGUACUAUGUAAAGAUUACGCACGCAAGCACUUGCCAUGCGAAGGAACAAAUAUCAUACUCCAGCUGCCUCGAAAAAACAAGGGUUGGAAGUGCAAAUUCCAUAUCAGGCCAUCUGGAACGUCGGACGCUGGUCGCCGCAACCUUUCAUUAGGGAACUUUGUCCCUGACAAUCAUAUUAGAGAAGGCGAUAUCUGCCUCUUUGAACCAAUGACAAUUGUUAAGGAGAAAAGAUUCACAAUGACUGUCCAUCUCCUUCACGAAGCGGGCAUUGAUCAUUCCCCUAGUGCAAGAACUGGUGUUGGCUCAAAUCAUGGAAGGAGAAGCACAAAGAUGGCAGGUGCUAUGGAGGAACCACCUACUGAUGGUGAAGAGUAUUCUUGGGAACAUGAAGAGCAUGGAGUCUCUGAUGAUUCUGAGGGAGGUUCCGAACCUCGCUUCAUGCUGGCAGACAAAGCUUCCCUAACUCGAGCACAAGAGAAGAAAGUGUUGGAGAAAGUUGAGGAAAUCGAGUCAGAAGUACCCUUGUAUGUUGCUAUCAUGAGCAAGUCCAAUGUCUAUCGGGGUGGUGGCGGCAGAUAUCUUGUUCAGAAGUCUGCUUCUGGCCAUCAUCGUGGAAAGAGUAGCCAGGUCAGUUUGGUGCUUCAUAGGGAGGGGAGGAGUGGAUCAUGGCCUACCAAGAUGCAACACAGCAUGCAACACACAACUCAUGCGAUGAGGGUUCUCAAAGGAUGGACGUUUUUCGCCCGCGACAACCGCCUGCGGGAGGGUGACCUCUGUCUCUUCAAGCUGAUAACGAAUAAGGAGCCUCUGACUAUGGUGAUCCACAUCAUUCGCCGCGAGGAAUGUUAG
Messenger RNA from Triticum turgidum subsp. durum (durum wheat), 1527 nucleotides. NCBI's taxonomy places the organism in Eukaryota, Viridiplantae, Streptophyta, Magnoliopsida, Poales, Poaceae. The record is from the annotation of a GenBank genome assembly.